AUAGAAAUGAUCAUGAUCAUGAUGUGAUGUGAGGGUGGAUUUUGAUGAGGUUGAGGAAGAUGGUAAUUAUGAAGAGAUGGAUUUCUUUAAUGUGGAAUAUGUGAUUGAUCCAAUAGAGGAAGAUGAAGGUUGGUGUUUAGUGCCACAAACGUGAUUGUACCUCUUUUCUUCUGCUUUGUAUUUUGAUGUACUUGUUGCGGACCUGUGAGUCCGUGACUAAGGAACAUUGGGGGCCGGGGGUGCUUCAUUAUCAGUGAGAGUUCUUUUGAUCGCAAUGAGGAAGGAAAGUAAGCUAUUUGAUUAGUUUAAUGUCCGAACCCUUAUACAUAGAGAUACUCUCUUAAUCUUCUUGACUUUGGUUUGGAAUUUUAACUCUACUCUGUUUGUCCUCAAUAAAUUACAACCGAUUUUCUACAAAAAAUAUUUGACAAUAUUCUCAUUAGAAUUUGGCCUCCAAUCUAAUUCAGUUUAAGCAAAUCAAACUCAAAUGAAUAGAAAAGAAUCUCAAUGAUAUGUGCAUUUCAUUUCCGAACAGCACCUUAAGCUGAGUCAUUUUGCAAAACCAAUGAGCCACUGCCACGUCAAGAGACGGGUUGGGAAAACUAGUCCGCACUCUGUUUCCAAGUUUUCCGACUAGUUUUCCCACCAGUCAGUCACUCUGAAACCGAAUGGAGGUGAGACAAAAUCCCUGAAACUCUACAGUUCUUCCGGUUGCUCUCUGCCUGAUAGACCACAAUAUCCGAAAUAUCUGGUUCGUUGAAAUCCCAGCGGAGCAUCCAAGAGCUUUGCACCCUCAAAGCAGCAUAAUUUUUCCCCGUUUCCCUUCCUCUUCUUCCCCUUUUCACUCUCUAAGGUGGAUGGGUUGUAGUGAGCCUGAUAUAUCAAGUCAUCCACAAGAAGAGAGUGACUACAAUGAACUUCCAACGUCAUUUAGAUUGGAUAUUGAUGUGCAACGUGAUUGUCGAAGCUCAAAAGAUUCCUCUGCCGAAAGGAGUCAGGCGUUUAUCGACCAUGAACAUGACUCUCCGAGAGAGUGUCAAAGUCCAAAAGGUUCCUCUUUUGAGAAGAGUCUGGUGGUUAUUGAUACUGAGCAGGAGUAUCAGAGUCCAAUUUCUUCUUCUAUUGACAAGAACCAGGUGGAAAUUGACUGCGAGGAGUGUGAAACCCCAAAAUUUUACUCUGUGAGUAAGUUUGAGAUGGAUGUAGAUGGUGAGCAGGAGUUGCAGAGCCCAAAUGUUCCCUGUGCUGAUGUACCAGGAGCUGGUAUGGCCAUGAAAGGUGAGGAAUACAUUUAUGUGGUACCGCAAAUUGGGGUGGAGUUUGAGUCAGAAGACCAUGCAUACAAUUGUUACAGUAGAUAUGCUGUGCUGGAAGGUUUCAGCAUUAGAAAAGAUUUCGUAAAUAAAAGUAGGAUAAAUGGUAUAGUUGUUUCAAGAAGGUACACUUGUUAUAGACAAGGAUAUCGGCCUAUCCAACAUAAUGCCAACGUGAGGAAAUCCCGGCAGGAAACAAGAACUGGUUGCUUGGCACACAUGACCAUUGCACGUCAACCCAAUGGCAAGUUUUGUGUUACUCAUUUUGAACCUAAGCACAAUCAUGAGUUUGUUGCCCCUUGUACAACUUAUCUGUUACCAUCACAGAAGAGAUUGAAUUUUGCUCAAGCAAUUGAAGCCGACUUGGGUGAUAAAUCUGGAAUAGAUGGGGUGCCAAAACUUGGAAUGGGGUUCGACUCAGAAGAUCACGCAUAUGAGUUUUACAACACGUAUGCUGGACGGGUAGGUUUUAGUGUUCGGAAGGAUUAUGUAAAUAGGAGCAAAAUAAAUGGUUCUGUGGUCUCUAGAAGGUUUACCUGUUUUAGAGAAGGUUUUCGGCAGAGAGACAAACGGGACAUGAAUGUGAAGAGACCUAGAAAGGAGACAAGAAUUGGCUGUUUGGCGCAGUUGGUCAUAUCUCGACAACCUGAUGAUAGAUACCGUGUCACUCACUUUGAAGAAAAGCACAAUCAUGAGCUUGUUGCUGCUUGUAGAGUUCACAUGUUGCGGUCGCAAAAGAGAUUAAUUGCAGCUCAAGUUUUUGAAGGCGAUUUAGUGGAUUGUUCUAAUAUGCAGCCAGAAGCAGCCUCUGAGUUAAUACGUAAGACAGGUAGAGACUGUGAUAAUCACGGUUAUGAUCCCAUAGAUUAUAAAAAUAAACUUCCUUUCAAAUGUAUGCGAGGAAUGAGAGAGGGAGAAUCAGCCAGACUGCAGCAAUUUUUUCAGAGCAAGCAAUUGAAAAACCCUUCCUUUUUUUAUGCUUUGCAACCUGAUGUAGAUGAUCAAGUAACUAAUGUUUUCUGGGUUGACACCAAGAUGGCGAUGGACUAUGGUGAUUUUGGUGAUGUGAUCUGCUUUGAUACAACUUACAGAUUACAGAAAGAUAGCCGACCAUUCACACCUUUCAUUGGGAUAAAUCAUCAUAAGCAAAUGCUGAUCUUUGGUGCUGCACUUUUAUAUGAUGAAAGUGUUGAAUCUUACAAGUGGCUCUUCCAAACUUUCCUAGAGGCCAUGUCGGGAAAGAAGCCAAAAACUAUACUCACAGAUCAAGAUGCACUGAUGGCUGAAGCAAUUGAUAAGGUAUUUCCCGAAACAAUGCAUCGAAUUUGUGUUUGGCAUGUGUACCAAAAUGCACUAAAACAACUGAGCUACAUGUAUGCGGGCUCUGGAUCUUUUAUCAAUGAUUUAAGCAGUUGUCUUUUUUAUCAUGAGGAUGAGGAGGAUUUCAUUAAUGCAUGGAAGGUAUUGUUGGAUGUAUACGGUCUUUGGGAAAAUGAGUGGUUGCAUGAGAUGUUUGAAUAUAGAGAGAAAUGGUCCACAGCUUAUGGAAGGCAUAUUUUUUGUGCUGACAUAAAAGCUGUACUGCUACAUGAAAGUUUUACUGAAAACCUAAAAAAGUAUUUAAAGUCAGACUCGGAUGUGCUUCUGCUGUGCAAGCAUCUUGGAAAGGUCAUAAAUGAUUGGCACUACAAAGAACUAGAGGGUAACUACAACAUGCACCACCAUCUGCCAGAACUUAUGGGUGAUGUGAUUCUUUUGAAGCAUGCGAGGAAUAUGUACACACCAAUGAUAUUUGAAUUGUUCCAGCAAGAGUAUGAAACAUGCCUAAAUAUCAUUGUGAAUCAAUGCACUCAGACUGGGCCGUUGUUUGGGUACAAAGUUAGCAUAUAUGGGCAACCACGAGAGUACUUGGUUACUUUUGAUUCAUCUACAGAAACAGUUGCCUGUAAUUGUAUGAAAUUUGAGUUUAUGGGAGUUUUGUGCAGCCAUGCCUUGAAAGUACUCGACUAUAGGAAUAUAAAGAUUCUCCCUUCCAAAUACAUUCUGAAGAGGUGGAGUAAAGAUGCUAGGGUCUGAAAUUAUGGACGGAAGUCGUUUGGGGCACUGCAUAAGAAGACAUCUCCAUUGCUGCUUCUAUAGAAGAAAAUCACUUUCAAUAUGCCUCAAAUUAUCAUUAGGCAGAUAUUGACUGAAAAAGAAGAUGCACAGUGCUUAAGAUCCGUUAUGAACCAUCUUGAAAGACCAUCGUGUAACUUUUUUAUGGCAGCUGACCACAGUAUAUUGUACCAUCAUCCUGAGGCUAGGUUGGUUUCUCGUCAUAGAUUUCUAUAUGUCCUGAAAUGAAGACCCAUCAUUUGUUACAUAUUAUCUCGGCUAUAAUUUGAAUCCUU
This is a messenger RNA of Prunus persica (peach), 3703 nucleotides long. Its product is annotated as protein FAR1-RELATED SEQUENCE 12. The record is from RefSeq and is a predicted model, not a curated record. The transcript has 3 exons. Gene Ontology annotation, biological process: regulation of DNA-templated transcription. The coding region runs from base 858 to 3389 and encodes 843 amino acids. Gene Ontology annotation, molecular function: zinc ion binding. NCBI's taxonomy places the organism in Eukaryota, Viridiplantae, Streptophyta, Magnoliopsida, Rosales, Rosaceae.